Molecule: messenger RNA, 1136 nt
Organism: Saprolegnia parasitica CBS 223.65
Lineage: Eukaryota; Oomycota; Saprolegniomycetes; Saprolegniales; Saprolegniaceae
Exons: 2
Coding region: 140-1087 (315 amino acids)
Source: RefSeq, a predicted model, not a curated record
CCACAGCGACGGACAACACUGCGAAACCAAAAUCCGUGCAGGACUGGCCUUUCUUCCCUACCUUGCAGCGCUGCCCAACUGGCGUUCGUCGCUCUACGCUGCAAUCCACGCUCUCAACAUUGAGUGGGUUCAGUUUGGUAUGGUCAAUAAGACUGCACCGAUUGAGCUCUUCCACACGCCUCUUCUGAAUCCAUCGGACCCAAGUUUUGACUUCUUCGCAUGGCUCUUCCUUUUUGAUUGGGCGAUUGGCAACCGAGAAGUCAUCUCGUUCCAAGGUGACCUUGGUACUCUAACCGUCAUGGGCAAUGAGCUCACACGACUGGAGCAGGCAGUUGACAGUGCGCAGCUACCGACUGUCUUUGCUCUCUACGCACUCCAAGCCGUCCGAUACGUCACCUACGUCAUGAUCAUGCUCGCAGCGGUGACGUUUGUGUACAUUCUUCUGGCUCGGGGCCACGUCGAGGGUCUCAACAUGUUUGAAAUGAGUCGCGUCGGCGGCAUUGUCUGGGUCGGUCGACCACUAGUCGCGGUACGGAGCAUCACCGCUCUCUGUCUUCUCUCGACCGCUUCUGUUGAGUUGCAAUCCGACGGUGUCUUGAGCAACUUUGUCCCGACGCCUAUCCCGCUCUGGACGACGUGUCUCGCGGCGAAUGAAGUCACGUGGCUCGUCGGUAUCGUCAACGACAUUUCGCUCGUCUGGACGCAAGACCACACGAUCGCCUACGCGACGAUCAACAGUCUGGUCAUGUGGCUCAUCUCGGCGCUUCUGGCAACUCUGGCGCCGGUCCAGGCCACGAUCAUUAGUGGUCCAAAGCGACUGAGCUCGUCGAUACUGCUCUGCGGUGGUGCCAAGUACCUCUUUAAGCACCACGACUGGGUUCUUGGUGACGUUUACCAUCUCGACCGUGCGUCGGCGGUCUUGAAUGGCCUGCUGAGCGUCCGGUAUCAAAGCCAGUGGAUCAUCUUUGACGUCAAGACGUGGUGCGUCCAUACGAUCGACGUUGCGAGCGAUCUUCUCGUGUACACAGGCGAAAAUAUUGUCCUCGUCGACCGUCGCUUUGGAUUGGCCCUUCCGCUGCGAGAAUGAAAUGGUGUACACUUCAACUACAGUAGCAAAAACUAACUCAAAGACUUCG